Molecule: messenger RNA, 570 nt
Organism: Dovyalis caffra
Lineage: Eukaryota; Viridiplantae; Streptophyta; Magnoliopsida; Malpighiales; Salicaceae
Source: the annotation of a GenBank genome assembly
AUGUUUCCCCUGCGCGCAUUAACCUUCACUCCACUCCCUUCCCUCCACCUCAAACCCUCCCAUCUCCUCCCUCCACAAAACGCCGUCAUUUCAUCCGCAGUAACCAACAAAUUGUCCAUCUCAGACGCGGACCUUGAAUCCCGAGGCUUCAAUCUCCACCGCACGAUUGCAGACCUCAAUUUGGACCACCUCAACACCGUCUUCGUAGCGGUUGGAUUCCCCAAACGGGACCCGCAAAAGAUCAGACUGGCACUAGAGAACACAAACUCUCUAUUAUGGGUGGAGUACAAGAAAACCCAGAAGCCAGUUGCAUUUGCUAGAGCAACCGGUGAUGGCGUUUUUAAUGCUAUUAUUUGGGAUGUUGUCGUUGACCCAUCAUUUCAAGGAAUUGGGUUAGGGAAAGCUGUAAUGGAGAGGUUGAUUGAGGAGUUGUUAGAAAAAGGUAUUAUUAAUAUUGCUUUGUAUUCUGAGCCUCGGGUUCUCGGGUUUUAUAGGCCUUUGGGGUUUGUGGCAGAUCCUGAUGGGAUAAAAGGGAUGGUGUAUUCAAGAAAAAAGAAUAGCAAGAUAUAA